Molecule: messenger RNA, 1741 nt
Organism: Aspergillus caelatus
Lineage: Eukaryota; Fungi; Ascomycota; Eurotiomycetes; Eurotiales; Aspergillaceae
Exons: 2
Coding region: 328-1329 (333 amino acids)
Source: RefSeq, a predicted model, not a curated record
AUUACUAGGAGAGGACAUUAUGGAGUUAAGAAGGGUUCAUAAUCAGAUGAUGUUUGUUGCCGACGGACUGCUUAUAGGUGUAUAAGCUGUAUUCCCGAGAGCUCCACAUUUGGCAGAGUAACCAUCGGCUUUAUCGUAAAUAGCUUGUGAAUAAGGGAUGAUAGAAUUUUAGUCAGUAUAACUUGAGUCUUAGUGAAUGGUCUAGAAGAAAAGCAUUGCCAUAUAAAUUUAGCUGGUGUUGCUAGGAUAUAUGGCCAAUUCAGCUUCUGCUAGUUAACGCAACCUAGCAAACACUUGAACUCAAUUCCAGAAUAUAUAUAUUCGAGAAUGUCCUCUACAGAAUCAAUAUAUGCCAAAGCCCACAAGUCCCUCGGGGGACCUGGCGAUGCACGACCUACCGCAUUACAAAUUGUCCAGGACGAGAACCGAGUAAAUGAUCUCACCGACAAGGUGAUCAUGAUCACAGGCUGUUCAUCCGGGCUCGGUAUCGAGACCGCCAAGGCCCUCUUCCACACGGGAGCAACACUAUACCUGACAGCCCGGGACCUAGGAAAGGCCAAGACCGCAUUGGGCAACAUCGUCGAUAGUCCGCGAGUCCAUCUUCUCCACUUAGAUUUAAAUUCCUUGGCAACCGUCCGCGCAUGCGCGGAAGAAUUCAAAUCUAUAGAGAGUACUCUGAACAUUCUGAUUGAAAAUGCCGGCGUGAUGGCAUGCCCCGAAGGUCGGACAGCCGAUGGGUUCGAAAUGCAGUUUGGCACAAAUCAUCUGGCUCAUUUCCUGCUCUUCUACCUGCUCAAGCCGCUGUUGCUCUCUUCCUCAACCUCUAGUUUCCAGUCCCGAGUGGUCGUGGUAGCUUCCAGCGCCCACAGGGUUUCAUCGGUUCAUUUCGAUAACAUCACUUUUGAAGGUGAAUAUGAACCGUGGAAAGCUUAUGGUCAAAGCAAGACAGCAAACAUCUGGACAGCUAAUGAAAUCGAGAGACGCUAUGGCUCAAAGGGUCUUCAUGCCUUUAGUCUGCACCCUGGUGCGAUCGCCACUGAGCUCCUUCGCCAUGUUUCGGAUGAACAGAAAUCCGCGUGGGAUGCUGAUGACUGGCUCAAGAAGUACUGGAAGAGUCCUGAACAGGGAGCCGCGACCAGCGUCUGGGGUGCCGUGGCGAGGGAGCUGGAAGGCACCGGAGGAAAAUAUCUGGAUAACUGUCAAAUCGCAUCACCUGCUGACCCGACCAAGCGACACGGGCCAGGCUAUGCUACGUGGGCGUACAACCCGGAUGGUGAAGCAAAGCUUUGGACAAAAACUUUGGAAUUACUUAAGUUAAAGGACGAAUAAGUUUGUGUUGUUGUCCAUUCAACCGGUUCUCGCUUUUUGUACAAAGUUGUUGCGAUAUAGGUAGGUAGUCACUAGGGGAUUAAAGAACGAAUUUGUGUUUAAAGAGAAAACAAAGGCUUCAUACCAAAAUUCUGGUAACAAGCAAUGUGAAAGCGACCAAUAAAAAAUGUCCGACAGCGUAGUGAGGCGAUUUGUGUCACUGUGCUGAGAUGGUCACACAUAAAUUCUUCUUGGCUUAUUUAUGACGGAUAGACUUCGCAUAAUCAUCUAUUGCCGGCAAAUCUAUUCGUGGAUUCAGCAUUCCUGAUCGCUCCCCAAACCAUAAUUGAGAUGCAUUAGCCGAGAGCUUGGCUGACGAUCUUCCACUAAGAUGGCAGGUGUGGGUACACAGCCUCGUUUGACUUGGUUUGAG